Phycodurus eques (leafy seadragon) is the source of this 748-nucleotide messenger RNA. Its product is annotated as galactose-specific lectin nattectin-like. Bases 107 to 595 code for a protein of 162 amino acids. Lineage: Eukaryota; Metazoa; Chordata; Actinopteri; Syngnathiformes; Syngnathidae. The transcript is spliced from 7 exons. The record is from RefSeq and is a predicted model, not a curated record.
UCGACAAUUAGUAUUAUAGGACAUCAGCCAAGUGCUAGAAUGUUUAAAGGCUGCUAUUUUCUGUCCUCAGUUCAUUCGCCAAACAUCAGGCAUCACAACAGCAAAGAUGGCUUUUGGUCUUCACUUGUUGAUGCUCUUGUGUGGCAUUAGUGGACUUUUCACUGGAACCUGUGCUUUUCCUAUAAAGAAAGAUCAGUCUUGCCCUCCAGGCUGGACUCAGUUGGACGACCGCUGUAUAAUCUUUCAAAAUGAGGCAUUAAAUUUCCGACUUUCCGAGAUUGUCUGCAACAUUCUUGGUGGAAACCUGGUUUCAAUCCACAAUAAUCUGGAAAAUGAAGUAGUUCGACACGUGAUUCUGGCAGGGGCUGGAUCUUUUCAGCGUUCUUGGAUUGGGCUCCAUGACCGGGUUGUGGAUGGAAAUUUUUUGUGGACAGACGGCUCACCCUUUGAUUUCAAUGACUGGGCGAAUAACCGUCCGAGAGUGGAUACAAAUCAAGACUGUGCAGAAAUAAACUUUCGAGAUGAAUCCUGGAAUGAUAUUCGGUGUGGUGCGCGAAGAUCAUUUGUGUGUGCCAAAGAUGUGAAACACCAGUAACAGAAACAGGACUAUCAAGUGUAUCAUGUGUUUUGCACUGUUUUGAUGACUCUUUGUAGGAAACAAUCAAUUGUUCACAUUUGUUAGUUUUACUAAUUGUCAAACAAACUUUGACACUUAAAGGCUUUCCAAUAAAUAUAACAAUCUCUUUGA